UCAUAUGGGACGCUGGGCCCGGUUCCCAGCACGUGCUGCUCCCCACGAAUAGACUGAAGCUUCUUUCUGUCAAAAAAAAAAAAAAAAAAAAAAAAACUUCAACAAGUUGUAUGAGCUAUUGGCUGACCAGGUAGAGGAACGAGAUGCAAAGAAAAAGGAGGCGUUGCUGGCCCAAAAGGUCGAGGAAGAUAAAGCCAGAUUGGUCGCAGAGCAGAGGGAGAAAGAGAAGCACGAGAUGGUCAUGGGCCGUCUCGUGAGGGAAAAUAUGAAGAUUGUAUGUGAGAAAGCGUUAGGGAAGAAGGUUGAUUGGCCAGAGGAGGGUGAUUCUGAGGUUUCACGAUUGAGAAGGGAGCUGGAAGAACUCAAAUCCCUCCACUCUGAUUGUGACAACAGUAGCGAGUUAGAGAGAUUGAAGAAGGAGCGAGAUGAUCUGUUACGAAAGCAAGAAGAGGAAAGGCUGAGGAAACAAGUGGAGGGGCUACGGAAAGGGAAGAUCCAAACGAGCUCCAGCGAGGCGCCAAGUACGACAGAGCGACAGGAGAUUGCAUCACUCAAGCACCAGAUCGAAGAUCUGAAGGCGAUCCAUUAUGUGCUCGAGGAGAAGAACAACGAGGUAGCUACACUGCGGGCUGAGAAUUCGCAUCUGCGUUCAGAAUCCAGAAACCUUAAAGAUGAGGUGUGUGUCCUAAAUAAGCGAUCAGCUGAAGCAGUGACAGAGAAGAGGCCCCCAGAAGAAUUGGCGAAAGGCAAGACGAAGGUAGCUGAUAAUUUUACCACCAUGUACACCCCGAAGGAUAUGGAGACACUUCGCAAGGCUUAUAAAGAUGCACUCGUCAGCAAGCAGUGGGCACAGGAGGAGGUUUGUAUGCUCAAGGAAAGAUAUGGUAGGAAGAUGGCUGGAGCCUGGAAGACUGAAGCGUGUGUCCUCAACAAGGAAGACGACACCACGUAACUUGAAGGCAAGCCUGAAAAAGGUAGCUAUGGAGGAAGUCGAUACAGACAGAGAAGAAUCGGAGCCGGAAGAAGAGGUGAUGCCGCUUACUAGGAAACCGACCUCUACCUUUCCUGCGAAGAAAGGAGAUCGGUAUAAGAAGGUGUUGGCUGCCAAAAAUGAGGAGCUCAAACCUCUGAAGAAGGUAGGCAUUACGACGAUGUGCGAAGAUGCAGGAAUAACUUCCCUUUCGCUGCAACAAGCCAAGACGGAUCUGGCCGAAAUCCACACGCACAUCGAGCUGGGUAUAAUGGAAAAACCCAACCUC
Chara braunii is the source of this 1259-nucleotide messenger RNA. The record is from the annotation of a GenBank genome assembly. Lineage: Eukaryota; Viridiplantae; Streptophyta; Charophyceae; Charales; Characeae.